CUUCACAUGAACUCUGUACCUCGACUUCCCUUGGAUUGUCUAAUCCACAUUUUCUCUCAACUGUCACCUUCCAGGUCGCAAGACGGUGAAAUUUGCGUCAGAACUCUUGCCAGAUGCUCCCAGGUUGACACAGCUCUUCGACAAGCAAGCUCAGUUGCCGCCAUAUGGGAACCACAUUAUCGGACACGAUACGAACAGUGUAAUGAAGUCAAAGACGCUGAGCGGGUCAAGGUUUACAACGAUAACUUCAAACUCAUGUUUGUGGAGAGGCGUAGGCUAGACAAGAUUGCACUAACGCUGAUGGACAAAAUUGUGGACAGCCGUCAAGGGCGAACUGAGCACGCUAGGGAGGUAGUCAAGAUGGGGCUUGACGUUUGGGACGCUCUCAAGCUGGAAGCCGAAGCCCUGAAGGGCCCAUUGCGCACUUCAUCUGACGGGUCUAUUCCCAAGCCCAAUGCAACAAGAUCUUUUUGGCUACACGCCAUCCUGGAAGAAAUUGCUCGUGGCUAUGGUGUGCGACUAUGGAGACAGAUGGUGCAUAAUGAAGUAUCUUACGUCGAUGGCUACUCGUCUAUAUCGUGUUUCUUUGGGAAGACUCAAAAAGAGAUCAAUGAUCUCCUCCAUGAUGUCACUGCUCGAGGGCGCGAAUAUCUACGAAAGGCCGGUUUCGAUCUGUCUUUUGAGGUGAUCGGCCAAGACGUGAAACCCAUCUGCGUGAAGAUAUGCCAGUUCAUGCAUGAUGAAGGAUUCGGUCGUGUGGACGCGGACUCGUUUCACAACAUAAAGAAUCAAUUUCCUCACUGCUACUUGACCACCAAUCGAAAGACUAUCCCGAUCAGUCUAGUUCACAUUUUUGUUGCAAUUGGGCGUGCGGUGGGGAUACAAGCGAGCCCGGUAGACUUUCCUGGCAGAGUCCUGGCACAUGUCGCAGACCCUAGGGAAAAUGAAGAUGAUUUCUUCGUGGAUGCCUUUGUUGACCUCAGCGACCCGAUAUUAUCUCUUCGGGACGACAUUCCACGACUGUUAAGCCGCCAAGGAAUACCACCAGACCGUACAGUUGAUUACAUUUCACCGUGUGGUCCUAUUUCGAUGCUGUUACGUGCAGGAAGGAACGUAAUGGCUGCUCUACGCAGUCCUAUUAACACGUCGGCGUCCUUGAGUCGUUCCUCAAUCAUUUUUACUCUUGGUAUGUAUAUACAACUAUCGGAUCGCCCAGACUUGGUUCGACCGUUCAUUUCCGGAUGUGAGCCAUUGGAUUGUGCCACUUUUGUCGCGGAAGACAUGAUACCAAGUCAUCCUGAAGAUUCUCGUACCCACGAGCUUUUGACCGUAGGAAUAAAUGACGUUCUAGAACGAGAGAAAGCGGAGGCGGAGGUAGUUCACUACCGCUCUGAAGCAGAUGUCUCCAUUCAAUACUUCGUUGGUUUGUUGUUCCGCCAUCGCCUAUAUGGCUAUGCCGGCUGUAUCUUUGGUUGGGACCCUGUCUGUGCAGCCUCAGAGGAAUGGAUUCGUGAAAUGAGGGUUGACACCUUACCACGAAACAGGCUACAGCCCUUCUACCACAGUUUCUGUGACGACGGCAGCAUACGCUACGUCGCAGAAGACAACAUUACCGUGCUACUGAAUCCUUCACAGGGGAUAUUCAGUACUUUGGAAGAAAACGUCAACAUGCUACCGAGAUAUUUCACUGGAAUUCACAUGGUACACGCGGGCAAUACCUCGAGAGGUAGGUUCUUCUUGAGCCCCGAAGUUCACAAGGCAUACCCAGAGGAUGACGCCAUUGGUCGUGCUUGGGUCGAACCGUCCUGAUGAUUGUAGCCUUAUCUCAUGACUGGGGGAGGUGUUAGUGUAACAAUA
Marasmius oreades (fairy-ring Marasmius) is the source of this 1857-nucleotide messenger RNA. RefSeq lists its product as uncharacterized. Gene Ontology annotation, molecular function: DNA binding; protein binding. Bases 7 to 1809 code for a protein of 600 amino acids. The record is from RefSeq and is a predicted model, not a curated record. The transcript is spliced from 6 exons. Lineage: Eukaryota; Fungi; Basidiomycota; Agaricomycetes; Agaricales; Marasmiaceae.